AUGGCUGCACCUCCCAUGGAUGCACUGGGAGCCUUCUCCCAUCUUCAAACCAACUUGCCCGCAUGGAUCACCCGCGUCUCCGAGCUGGCAGCACAUACCUUCGCCAAACACGCCGAAUUCACCGAGGCUUAUCGACGACACGCCUCAUACAAACCUCGCCGCCGAAAGAACAGUUCCGUAUGCUCCAUUCACACCGAGGACCUCAUCCCCAUCGCCCAACAACAAAUUCCCGCCUCCGAAGCGGUAGAAGUCGCCACCACAACCACAGCCCCGAAGGACGAAACUGCCCCAGCACAACAAGCAGGUCGUAAACGCGGUGCAGAUGAAGCCCCUUCUAUCGACUCCGGUGAACGCCACGCCUUCGUCUGCACCCGCCACAGCGUCAUCAUCGAAUAUGACGGCCACACACAGAAGUCCCUGGAAGAGACUGUCAAGGACAUCGGUAUGGCAAGGAACAACAUCCGCCGCGGCAAGAUGUCAUUGAUGCCUCGUGGAGGUCUUCGCGCGAACUUGCUCAACCGCAGCGCUGGUCUUUCUAGUCAGUUUGGAGGAGCGGAACAAUCAUCCAUGGCCUCGCUGGCUUGUGUUCGAAGCACACGGACCGCGUCCGGAGUGGUUGGUGUAACUGGGACAUCAAACGGCUUGGGCAAGGAGUCACCCUUUGACUUUGCAGACAAGCAAUUAGAGCUCGCGCAUGGGCUCUGCGAAACGGCCGCGUACCAAGUUCUCCGGUCUGGUGAUUGCGGAACAGAACUCGAUGGCGUGGAGGAGAAGUUCAAGAUGCUACUGGAAAUGGUCAAGACAGAAGUAAUCCGACUUGAAGAGGAAAAGAAGAAGCAAGAGGAGGAAGCGACCGAGGAAGAAAAAGAGGAACUAGCGAAACCACCUCCCACUCCCACAGCUGCUCGACUCGCUCGGAUAGCAGCUCUUACCCAAGCAAGCAAGCAACCCUCAACCGUCGCAGUGGGGCCCAUUGAAGUCGACGAUGACUCUUCUACCUCGGCUGAGUCCAUCGAUCUAUCUGCGUUUCGAGCUUCACGGGUCCGGAUCUAA
Molecule: messenger RNA, 1053 nt
Organism: Penicillium angulare
Lineage: Eukaryota; Fungi; Ascomycota; Eurotiomycetes; Eurotiales; Aspergillaceae
Exons: 1
Coding region: 1-1053 (350 amino acids)
Source: RefSeq, a predicted model, not a curated record